AUGGCUUCACCAACCUCGAGAUUCUCCGGUACUGGAGCUCUAAGCCCCGUCUCCGAGGAUGAAAACGUCAAAGUCGCCCGCCGAUUGACACUUGUACGCAAUCUCCGCGCACCAGCUUUCCAAUACGCAUGGACAUUCUACCAUGACAAAUACACAGACUCUCAAAACUAUGAAGGCCGUCUCACCCUCCUAAAGGAGGAUAUCGUUACCGCCAAACCUUUUUGGGAGGUCCUGAAUUCCUUCCCGUUCGACGCUCUCAAGUUGAAGGACUCUGUACACUUCUUCAAACGGGGGGUAAAGCCAGUAUGGGAGGACCCCCGCAACGUCAAAGGCGGCUCAUGGACGUUCCGCGUGCCGAAGGCGCAGUCUGAAGAUUUCUGGAAGGAGGUCCUGAUGCUCGCAGUCGGCGAACAGUUCGUCGACGUGAUCCAACCACGCGACGAUCUCUGCGGCCUCUCCAUGUCCGUCCGCUUCAACUCGAACCUCAUCACCAUCUGGAACCGCGACGGCGCCAACGAGAAGACCAAAGAUGGCAUCCUGGCCGUCGUGCUCGAGAAUGUCUCGCCCGAACUCAAACCCCAGCCGAGGAACUAUUACUACAAGAGACACAGCGAGCACGCCGGGUUCAGCGAAGUCGUCGCGAGGGCGAGCGAGAGGUCGAAGGAGGCGGAGGAGGGGAGGAUAGCGGAGGCGGAGGUUAGGGGCCCGGAAGGAGACGAGGCGCUGUUGAAGGAUGUUGAGGGGAUAGACCUCAAGGAGUUGGGUGGAGAGGCCCCGGCAUGA
Letharia columbiana is the source of this 783-nucleotide messenger RNA. RefSeq lists its product as uncharacterized. Gene Ontology annotation, biological process: translational initiation. The transcript is spliced from 2 exons. The record is from RefSeq and is a predicted model, not a curated record. Gene Ontology annotation, cellular component: eukaryotic translation initiation factor 4F complex. Gene Ontology annotation, molecular function: translation initiation factor activity; RNA 7-methylguanosine cap binding. The coding region runs from base 1 to 783 and encodes 260 amino acids. NCBI's taxonomy places the organism in Eukaryota, Fungi, Ascomycota, Lecanoromycetes, Lecanorales, Parmeliaceae.